Molecule: messenger RNA, 6931 nt
Organism: Mercenaria mercenaria
Lineage: Eukaryota; Metazoa; Mollusca; Bivalvia; Venerida; Veneridae
Product: casein kinase I-like
Exons: 11
Coding region: 612-1964 (450 amino acids)
Biological process (GO): peptidyl-serine phosphorylation; positive regulation of canonical Wnt signaling pathway; endocytosis
Cellular component (GO): cytoplasm; plasma membrane; nucleus
Molecular function (GO): protein serine/threonine kinase activity; ATP binding
Source: RefSeq, a predicted model, not a curated record
UGGCAAAAGAUUUUCAUGAAAUAAUUCCUCAGUUACUCAAAAGUCAAAGAUUAAGUGUUUCAUGUUUGUUUAUACAACGCCUGGUUACGAGAAAAACCAGACUUGCGCACUGACAAUUCAAGUGUUUCCGGUCGGAAAUAAGAAACAAGGAAAUAGUUCCAUUUUUUAUUAUAUUUCAACUUAAGAUUUGCCAUUUUAAAUGACUAUCAGUCACUGAUCUUAUCCGGUAUAAGUCAGGUUUGGAUAGGAUCACCUGAAUUGUUGUAAUAUACAAAUUAUUUGAAAUAAUUAAAUAAUAUUUAUUAAUGUGCGAAAAGUAGUUCCUUUUGAUGGACAGCUGAAAUUUUCGAGAGAAAGAAAAAUUUGGAAUUAUAACUAUUUUCUCUCGCUACUGAUCAAUGGUAUUUGAAUAUGGGCACAAAAAGUAGGGUUUGGCAUUGGUAAAGUUACAUCUUUUGACCAGAAUAGUGUCCUUGAAUGCUUGUAGGCAUGUAAAUUCGAAACCAUGAACUGUAAAGGAGUGUGUUUGACUGAGAUAGCACACUGUCAUAUACUCUUUCCAGUUUUGGGAUUUUUAAGGUAGUUUAAUUGAGAAAUUACGUAUAUAGAGUAUGCAAAAGAGAGAAUACGAGAAAGCUGAAGACUCCUCUCGCAGAAAAUCUUCAGGAAGAUCAAGCAUGCACGGGUCAAGUCGCCAGACUGGAUCUGGUAAUUCAGGGGUGUUGAUGGUUGGACCAAAUUUUAGAGUCGGCAAGAAGAUAGGAUGUGGAAAUUUUGGAGAACUUCGAUUAGGAAAGAAUUUGUACAACAAUGAACAUGUGGCAAUCAAAUUGGAACCUAUGAAAUCUCGAGCACCUCAGCUACAUUUAGAAUACCGCUUUUAUAGACAAUUAGGACAGUCGGAGGGCAUUCCAAAUGUGUAUUAUUUUGGACCAUGUGGGAAGUACAAUGCUCUGGUACUAGAAUUGCUUGGACCCAGUCUCGAGGACCUGUUUGACCUAUGUGAUAGGAAGUUCUCCCUCAAAACAGUUCUCAUGCUUGCUGUACAAAUGCUUCAUCGUAUGGAAUAUAUACACUCAAAGCAUUUAAUAUACCGAGAUGUGAAACCUGAAAAUUUUCUAAUUGGUCGUAAUUCCACUCGUAAACAGCAUAUCAUACAUGUGAUAGACUUUGGUUUGGCGAAAGAAUAUAUUGAUCCAGAAACACAUAAGCACAUCCCAUAUCGGGAACACAAAAGUCUCACUGGCACUGCCAGAUAUAUGAGCAUAAAUACACAUCUUGGGAAAGAGCAAAGUCGCAGGGAUGACUUGGAGGCCCUAGGUCACAUGUUCAUGUACUUCCUGCGUGGAAGUUUACCCUGGCAAGGUCUCAAAGCUGACACACUCAAAGAAAGAUACCAAAAAAUAGGAGACACCAAACGGGCAACUCCAAUAGAAGUCUUAUGUGAAAACUUUCCAGAGGAACUAUCAAAGUAUCUACAAUAUGUUCGACGACUUGAUUUUUUCGAGACGCCAGAUUACGAUUAUCUGCGGAAGUUGUUUAUGGAUCUGAUGGAGAAAAUGAAUAUUGAAUGUGAUUGGGAAUUCGACUGGGUGGGACGCCAGGUACCGACUCCAGUAUCAAAUCGAGACCAGGACACAACUGUUUCCCCACAUCGAGAUAAUCAGAACAUGAGAGAACGGCAUGCAACCAAUCCAAAGGGAAGCUCAAAUCAACGUGGCAUGGCGUGGUGCGAACCCACGCGUGGCCACGGUGGCAACUAUUUGGGCUCAAACCUGGCCGCAGAUAGACACGGUGGCUCUGUCCAGGUUGUCAGUUCACACAAUGGAGAGUUAAAUCCCGAUGACCCAACUGCUGGUGCAUCAAAUACACCGAUCACAGCCCAACAAGAAGUGGAAGUUGUUGAUGAAACUAAGUGCUGCUUCUUCCGAAGGCGCAAGAAAAAACGUGUAAGGCGGACUUGAGCAUCAAUCUGACAUUUCAUCAGCACGUCUCGCCCCAGCGCCAUCUAUACUUACUUAAAGUUCCCUUGCACACGUCUUUCUCUCUAUCACGACAUACUAUAAACUUCUGGGCUUUAAGUGCUUAAAGCCAUUUAAUGUUGAAAGUGACAAAGAAUUUGAACAUUAAAUUCCAUUUUUAAGGAUCAUGUGUAAAAAAUUAUAUAGAUGUUUUCAUAAAAGAAACAGUGAUAGACAAAAAAAAGGUGAUAGAUACAUACUGAAAAGUGACUGUGGAUUCACAUAAAUAAGGAAUAUGGAGAAAUUUGGAGUAGUGUCCAAUGUGUUUUUAGUGAAAUUUUUUAACAUUUUUUAUAUUGUGCUGGUUAAAAAAUGUGAUUUCCUGACGUGCAUGUAGAAAAUGUGGAAAAAAAAAAAAAAAAAAAGUUGAUUGGAUAGAUUUAAUGGAUUUUCAAAUGUUUGCCUAGUUAACAAAAUAUACAUGUUUGUUUUGUUACUUCUAAAGAUGUUGCUGCUUCCGGCGUACAGUAAAGCGUACUCGUCACAAAGAAAAACGGAGGAAAUGACGGCUAGGGUUUGGCCACGACUUGGAUACAGCCCCUCUACAAACAUCUCCAGAUGAAGAUUCCUCACCGCCAGUGUUUGGAACUCGACUUGCUAACUUAGGAUUUGCAAAUCAGUCUUUCUUAUGACAGCAGUACUGUCAUAGAUGUGCUACAACAAGAAAUAAUUUUUGGUACAAACAAUUGGCAAUUUCAAGGCAAAACCUGUUCAUGCUUUUGUGCCCUACAAACGAGUAGGCUGGGUUCUUGAAUUACUGAUGGGUUCCCAACCAAUUUUAUCUUAACAAAAAGUUUUUUUUCUCCUGUAAAUGAUAAGGUUUAUAUUUGGGAUUAAUGAUAUAUUGCAAAUGAUAAUAUUGCUGUUUUGGAAGAAGAAAUUAAAAUUCACAGUGUCCGACAUUUGAUAGGUUUUGUGUAACCGCAUUUUUCAAUUUGAACAUGUUUUUUUUUUUCUCAAAAAAGGAAUUGAAAUUUUUGUUGAAUUUACUUUAAUAUAAUUUACUCGAUAUUGCUCUGUUAGUUAAUUGUUUAGGAAACUGUAACGAAAUUUGAUUUUUUCAGUUAUGUUAUUAAUUCUUUUAGCUUAUCACUCAAAUUUUUAUAAGCAAAUAGAGAUAGUCAGAAAAUUAUGAUCACAAUAUUUUAUGUGCACAAAACAGAAAAGUGAGCUGCUUUGUAGAUAGGAAAUGGUAUUUUAAUAGACAUUUGGUAAUAGAUUUUUCAGGAAUUCUUCACGAUUUCCUUGCCACCGUGUUUUUUAUGUCAGAACAGAAAUUUCAGAUGCAAUACACAGAAAAUUAUAAGUAAAAACUAUCUUAUGUUAUAUAUUUAUGUUUGAUUAUUUUUCUGUAUUAGUAUUUUGCUUUGUUGUUGUAUUUCACAGUAUAAGGAAAUAUAGCUAUUUUGUUUUCAUACCGAUAGGGCAAAAACUAGGACAGAUAUUUUAGUUCCUGUUACAUUUAUUUAGUUUGUUGUGCCAUAAACCACAGAUGGAAAUAUGUUCAAAGUGCUAUUUUUAAAUGGAGAAAGUUACCAUUAGAACUGUUAAUAUGGAAAGAAUUGUGUAGAGAAAAGAUCUGUAGGCGAUAUCUAUGGAAAUGACAGCAGGCUUUUUGCAAAUUUAGUUUAAAGACAAUAUUAAAAGUGCUUGUUUAUCCGGCACAGACUUGGAAAAGAGAAGCUUCAGUCUUUUAAAGAUUCUUACAAAAUUUGUGUUCCUUUUGUCAGCAUUUUAUCAGCAAUGUCACGUUGUCAAGCACAAAGCAGUGUGCUUCCAACUCAAAAAGUGAAAUUCAGGAAAUAGCAGUUCUCUGCCCUUUGAUACAACUUGAUUCUUACAUUACAAUUUUCCUAAAACUAGAAACACUUCAGUGUAUUGUAAAGCAUAAAGAUGAAAUAAAGGGACAAUUAUUAGAUUGUGGAAGUCUGUAUUCGACUUGUGGCCAAACGUGGGUCAACUUUAUUUUGUCUAGUAAUAAGUCAUUAUCAUAUUUUCAUAUGAACACAUCUUCAGUCAUUUCAUAUUCUUUACGUUUUGUUUAUCAUAGCAACUUUUGUGCGUUCAAUAUUGAAACAAACAAAAAUAUGGAGUGAAAUAUGAUGAUGGUGGGAGGGGGGACAUUUGAUAGAAGGAUUAUCUUUUGUACAGGUGACUGUAACUAGAUAUUGACUAGAUACUGUUACUGGUGACAGUAACUGAGUAUGGUUAGUAGUGACGGUGACUAGAUAUUGUCACGGGACUGUAAAGAUAUGGUACUGCUGACGGUAACUAGAUAUUGUCACAGGGGACUUUAAAGAUAUGGUACUGCUGACGGUAACUAGAUAUUGUCACGGGACUGUAAAGAUAUGGUACUGCUGACGGUAACUAGAUAUUGUCACGGGACUUUAAAGAUAUGGUACUGCUGACGGUAACUAGAUAUUGUCACGGGACUGUUAAGAUAUGGUACUGCUGACAGUAACUAGAUAUUGUCACAGGGGACUUUAAAGAUAUGGUACUGGUAAUUCUUCAAUCUUUUUAAGGAAAUCUUGUUUUUCCUGCAUAAAAUAUAUACACAAGAACAAUUUAUUCACCUUAUAGACAAAAUGUUUCUGCCUUGUUUUAUGUACCAGUUAGCUCUGGUGACUUUUCUAGACUUUUCUAGACUUACUUCAGUGAGCCACCCCAGUGAAUCUAAGUCAGUCGCAUGUUUGUGAAUUCUCAUUUUUAUGUGUAUAUAUCAAAAUAAUUAUUAUUAAGGUUCUAUAGGCACACUGAAAUAAGUAAAGAGAGACUAGAAUGUUUGAGCUUUGAUUGACAAACUAAUGUGUUUUAUGUUUAUUUUCUCACCGUUUUGAAAAUGUUUUCUCAGUACAUGUGCAUUGAAAAAUGUCAACGAUUAAGAUGCAUUGAGCAGUGUUUAGUAUUCAUUGGUAUUUAUGCUUUAUUUAAAUGGAAGGGCAUCGGGUUAUCAAAAAAAAGAGUUGAAUAUUAACGUUUAUCAGUUCUCUCCCCUCAUCAAAAAAUCUAUAUUUAGAAAAGAAGUGUUUGGAAAAUGUUAAUAUGGUGCCCAGUAAAAAUCAAAAUACAUCUUUAGAGGUAAUUAGGAAAUUUAGGGCUAUUGCUAACAUUUGCAGUAAUAUUAGUUAGUUUCAUUGCUAUAGAUCCUCUCAUAGGAAAGGAUAACCAUCUAAAAAUAACCAUUUUAUUAAAAAAAAAAACAACAAAUUUGAAAUAUGAUUCAAGACAGAGUUAAUAUUCUGUUGGCUAAAUGCAUAUUUGCAUUGUGUCUGUGUACAGUUUGUAAUAUAAAGAACAAAAUGGUUUCUUUUAUUGUCUGGGGAAAACAGGACAAGUUACAGAGUUAAAGACACCAUGGGUUACCGGUCUUUUAUCAUUGUAUAUUUAUUUAAUAUAAAAGCUAUGUUUGAUGUAAAAAAGUAUAAUGUAAAACCACACCCACAGUUGAUGUUUCCACUGACAACGUAUGUACAUUAUACAUGUACAAUUUAUGUAUGUUUUGAUGACAGGGUCUGUGAAAAUACGGUGUUUCUGAUAAUGAAAAUAUGUCAUUUGAAGUUUAUGAUCAGUCCAUUUUAGCUGGUCUUUGUUAAAGGAAAAGAACCAGAAAAGUGUAGUUAACACAAACACAAAUGAUUUCAUUAAGUGAUAGAUUUACUAAGUGAAAUGUCAGAUAAAUACAUCAAAUAGACAAGUAAAAAAAAAAAUAGCAGCUACAGAAGGUUUUUUUUAUCCACAAUGUGACUGUCAGAAAUACGUCACGAAUUUGAACAAUGUUUUUAGUCAUUCUAGGCUAUUUGUAUUCAGAACGAAAUGUAAUCCAUAUGGAAAGUUUUGAGAUGAGAUGCAUUGGUGAUGGUCUUGGGAUUAAAUGUGAGACCUCUCAGGGACAAAGUUGCACAUGCAUGUUGUAUACGGGAGAUAUUAUCCAUGACCUAGUAGUUUUACUCUGAAGUGUUCACGGCAAAACAGAAAGCUUUUUUUUUUUUUCAGACAAUGUGACAUAUAUUUAGUGUUAAAAGCCUGGAAAAAUAAAUCACAAAAAGACAUGAAUUAAGGAAACAUUUAAUGUUUUUUUUUGUUUUUUUUUUAUAAAAAAGCAGUUCUGAUUAAAAGGGCUUUAAGGUGUGUGGAUUUUAAAAGUAACUGAUCUCUGAUAGGUGAAUUACCGGUAGUGGAAGUAAAAAUGAUGCGAAGUUGCAUCCUUGGUUUAUUUUUGAGUAUUUGCAUAAUUUUGUAAGGUCUACUUAACAUUAAAGGUAGGCAGGUUAUUUCAUUGGCUUAUGAUAAUAAUAUUCUUGAGACAUGCUGUAUUUUGUAGUUACUUGUAGUUAAAUAGGUGUACAUGUAGUUAAUUUUAUUGCAAAAAAAAAGAAAUCACAAAUAUUUGGAGUGAUGUUUUAUUUGUAUUUACUUAAUAUACUUACAUAUAUUUGCUUUAAUACAGAGCUUAGAAACAAAUUUAUUUGAAUAUUACUGAAGAAGAAACGUGUUUAAUUUAUGAUAUUUCUUCAUAUAUGGAAACAGUGUUUCUAUAAAAUUUUAUUUUGUGUAAAUGUGGUGAUUUUCAUCAUUUACAGUGCUUUGGCUUGUAUUUUGACAAACAUUGAUAUUGUUUAAAUGGUACACGAGGUCAAAAAUUAUGAGAAGUGGUUGUUUUUAGUCAAUUUUUGUGUGUGGUUCGUGUAAUUGUUUGAGUGCCGCAUUUUGUUUUUUUCGAUUUUGAUUCUUAACAUUGAGACAGAGUGAAAAUAGUAAAUUGGUUAUAUUUGAUAUACUUUGUUAAUAUUUGUAUAUAAAUGUUUCAUUUAUAUUCAUAAAUGUAUAUACAGUGUACUAUGUCUUUGUUUUAACAUUAAAAAUGCUUUGAAUGAAUGAACUUCUCACCAAUAAACAUUUUAAAAGUACAA